Molecule: messenger RNA, 606 nt
Organism: Trichomonas vaginalis G3
Lineage: Eukaryota; Parabasalia; Trichomonadida; Trichomonadidae
Product: GTPase protein
Exons: 1
Coding region: 1-606 (201 amino acids)
Molecular function (GO): GTPase activity; GTP binding
Source: RefSeq, a predicted model, not a curated record
AUGUCACGUGUAAAAAUACCAACCACUAACAAGACAGAGAUAAAGGUUAUCCUUGUUGGUAACUCUGGUGUUGGUAAGACUACCCUGAUAUCUGCAAUUUCUCAAGGAAAAUUCAACUCAGAUCAGAAAUCUACAAUUGCUCCAUCUUAUUCAUAUCUUGAGAUUAAAAAUAAGAAAGGUACUACUUCAAGAUUACAAGUAUGGGAUACUGCUGGGCAAGAACGUUACGCAUCAAUUUCACAGAUUUUCUAUCGCGACUCAAGCGUUGCUUUAGUUUGUUUAGAAGUUGGUGAUGAAAACAACAUCAAUUCUGCUAUUGAAUGGGAAGAAAAGGUUCUGACCGAGCAAUCAAAUUGCCACAUCUUCUAUGUGAUUACAAAAUCCGAUAUGAAUGAUCCUAAAGAUACAGAAGCUUUUGCUGACCUCUUGAAAAAGAGAUUAAACAAUACCCAAGUUUUCAUUACAUCGGCCAAAAACAUGGAAGGCAUCAAAGAGCCAUUCGAAGCUGCGGCCAACUUAAACAUUAACCCAUUUGAUAAAGGCCAUGAUUCUGUUGAUAUCGCCCAAGAUCAAAAUAAAGAUCAGAAAAAGUCAUGUAAUUGUUAA